CCGCAUAUUGCUAUCAUUGGCGCUGGUGCAGGGGGAUCUAGUGCCGCAUACAAGUUGUCUCAAGGAUUGCCAAGCUGCGCUCAACUGACAGUGUUCGAAGCAAAUGACCGUGUCGGAGGACGAUCAACCACAGUCAACAUUGGCGGCGCAGACGUUGAGCUUGGAGCUUCCAUCUUCGUCGAAGUCAACAAGAACCUCAUCUCCUUUGCCAAGCUAUUCAAUUUGACGCUUGAGGAGCCACGAAAGUUGCUGGACGCUGCGGACGAGUCGUCAAUAGGUAUCUUCGAUGGGCACGACUGGCGAUGGAAGGAGAAGAAUCCCUCAUCCUCAACAGCUAUAUUGAGAAUGCUUUGGAAGUAUGGUCUGUCUCCUAAAUGGGCGACGAGACAUGUAUCGACCGUCAUUGAAAAGUUCAUCGCAAUCUAUGAUGCUGGCCCAUUUGAACACAUCACGAAGCUGAUAGACAGACUUGAUUUGCUCGACGAAACACGUCAGACUGCUCAGCAGGGCUUCAAGUCAGCAGGUGUGUCCAAAAAGUUCCUGGACGAUUUUAUCCAAGCUGCUACGCGUGUCAACUAUGCACAGGACUUGCGUAUGCAUGGUGUCUUGGGAUGCGUCUCCUUUGUAACAGAAUCUCCUUCUUUUGCAGUCAAAGGAGGGAAUUGGAGAAUAUUUGAGGCCCUCAUCAAGCACUCAAAGGCCAGUCUGAGGUUACAAACACGCGUAUGCAGCAUCAGUCGGCAAAACACAUCUUGGGUCAUUGUCAGUCAAAUGGAGGGCAGUCAAAGCAAGUCGCAGUCGUUUGACUAUGUUCUCGUCGCCACACCACUGGCUUUAUCCAAUAUUUCUAUCAUACCUGCCGUCGCACCAGCUCUGCAGCCAGUCGAGUACGUGACACUGCACGUUACCCUCAUCACCACCUCGCAACGGCCUUCAACGAGACGCUUUGGCAAAGAGCCACCCAUGCAGAUUCUCACUACAACCGUUGAAGGCGAAUCAUUGAGCCUGUUGAGCUUCAGCGCAGUCAGCAAAACCAGUGAGGGCGAAUACAUCUAUAAGGUAUUCUCAUCUGAGACUGUGACCCAAGCGUACCUGACCGCCCUGUUCGAUCUACCAAUACCAGACCAUGACGUCUUUCGGCAUGUAUGGCAGUCGUACCCGAAGAGCGUGCCGACAGAAUUCUUUGACCAAGUUGAGGUGGCAGAGAAUUUGUUUUAUGCUAAUUCGUUCGAGCGUUGGAUCUCAACCAUGGAGACGGCUACGAUUGCAGGUAUGAACGCAGCUGCCCUGAUC
Messenger RNA from Protomyces lactucae-debilis, 1293 nucleotides. Its product is annotated as Prenylcysteine lyase-domain-containing protein. The record is from RefSeq and is a predicted model, not a curated record. The transcript has a single exon. Gene Ontology annotation, molecular function: prenylcysteine oxidase activity. The annotation marks the transcript as partial. Lineage: Eukaryota; Fungi; Ascomycota; Taphrinomycetes; Taphrinales; Protomycetaceae. Gene Ontology annotation, biological process: prenylated protein catabolic process; prenylcysteine catabolic process.